Messenger RNA from Penicillium salamii, 1194 nucleotides. NCBI's taxonomy places the organism in Eukaryota, Fungi, Ascomycota, Eurotiomycetes, Eurotiales, Aspergillaceae. The record is from the annotation of a GenBank genome assembly.
AUGGGAAAGCCCAGACCGCAAAAGAAGAAAUCAUCCAAGCCCCGCGAAAAGUCCGUCCUAGGCCCCGGUGGCUCAAUCUCUAAAGGCAACAUGGCCCAAGAUCCUUCAAAACUCCUUGAUCAAGCGACGAUCCUUUUACAGACUGGCCGAACCGAAGAAGCGCUGGUGAUCGCACAGCAGGCCCUCGAUUUGUCCGCUGAAAACACCCCCGCACAGCUCCCCGCCAUCAAUUUACUCGGAGAAAUUCACGUUGAACUCGGUGACAUCGAUGCAGCCAGAACCUUCUUCCUGCAAGCGGUUCAACUCGAUCAGAAUGGCUCCAUUCCCGAGUCCGAGGGCGGAGGUGCGGAGAAAUUCCUCUGGCUCGCACAGUUGAGCGAGGAAGGUGGAAAGGAUAGUGUUCUGUGGUUUGAAAUGGGUGUGGCGUCUCUCCGACAGUCCAUCCAGGGACUUGAAGGGAAAACUUCCGCGGACGAAGUUGCGGACAUUGCGCAGAAGAAGAUCAAGCUGUCCAAUGCUCUCUGUGCUGUUGCCGAGAUUUAUAUGACCGAUCUUUCUUGGGAAGACGAUGCCGAAGCUAGAUGCGACGCACUCAUUACAGAAGCUCUUGCUGCGACACCCGACGCACCAGAGGUACUGCAGACCCUCGCCUCCAUUCGGAUAUCACAACUGCGCACCGAGGAUGCACAAGCAGCACUCACCCGCAGCAUGGGACUGUGGAAGGAUCUUACUCCUGGAGAUGUCCGAGUGCCUGACUUCGCGAUUCGCAUCAGUCUUGCCCGACUGCUGAUGGAGGUGACUUUGGAAUUCGAGGCUCUGGAAGUUCUCGAGCGCCUGAUUCUCGAAGACGACCAGUCCGUGGAGGCAUGGUAUCUUGGAGGUUGGUGUCUCUUCCUGCUCGCCGAGAAGCAGCAGGCACCCAAGGACGCGACUCCCGAGGAACUGACGGAGUCUCCCCGGCAUGCAUCCCUCGAGGCUAGUCGUGAGUGGCUCAAGCAAGCUUUGAAGCUGUAUGGAUUGUUGGAGUACGAAGAUGAGCGUCUGCGCGAUCAUGCCUUGGAGCUUGUUCAGGAAAUGAACAAGGAAAUUGGCGAGGAUGAGGAGAGUGAGGCUGAGGCCGAGGGCGAAGGCGAAGGCGACGACGAGGAGUGGGAAAUUGAGGCCGACUCGGAUGAUGAGAUGGCGGACUCUUAG